Prorocentrum cordatum is the source of this 5450-nucleotide messenger RNA. The record is from the annotation of a GenBank genome assembly. NCBI's taxonomy places the organism in Eukaryota, Dinophyceae, Prorocentrales, Prorocentraceae.
AUGGGCCUCGCGCGCGGCCCCCUUUCAGCGAUCGCGGCCGGGGUCUUCCACGGGCUGGUGGCGCUUGGAGCCUGGCGGGUUGCGCCCCCGCCGGUGUGCCCUCGGCCCGUCUGCCCGGCGGCCCAUUGCCCCUCGCCCGCGGGGCUCGGCCCGCCUGGCGGGGAUCCGCCCGCCGGGCCUGCGGCUCUCUUGGCUGAGCUGCCCGAGGAGCUGGCGGAGGUUCGCGCUGCGGCAGCGCGAUUGGACGACCGCCUCGCUGUGCUGCAGGCGACGGCGGGCGCGGUGGCGAGCUUCUGGCCCCUGAUCUGGGCGCUGAUUGGGGGGCUCGUGAAGGGCGCCCUCGACAGGCUCUUCGCGGCGGACGGGGGCGUCGUGAAGGAGCCGGCCUUUAUGAGUGAGAUGAGGCCAGGCCGCCGUUUUGCCCUGUGGUAUUCAGAUGAUACAUACUGGCACGAGAGAGUUGCCCUGGCGUGUGUGCGACCAGGAGCGUGGGUCAUCGCCACCCCGGACGGCGACGGGUAUCCCGAGAACCUGCGAUGCCGUCGGGGUACCAGCGGCGCGGUUCAGGCGGUGGAGCAGGUCAAGAUGGCCGAGGCGGAGAGCUACGCUAUCACGCGCCGUGCUCCUGCGCCGCCGGCCGCCGUCAUGAUGUGGGUCGGCGCGGACGUGGAGUACGAGCCCCUGAUGGCCUCGGAGGGCGUCCAGCUGGUGCCGCUUGGCGGUGGCGGAGCGCCUGUCCACGGUGAGGGGCCGGCGCUGGCCCCCUUGCCGCCGCCUGAGCUGCCGCCAGAUGCGACCUGGCUCAUCGUGGACCCGCACCAUCCCGACUUCGGCCGAGAGCGGCAUCCUGGUCCGGAUGCGCCCCGAGCGGGAGAGUACGCGAUCGCGCUUGACGCGUGGAGGAGGCCAGUGCCCGUCCGACAGGUCGCGCUGGCGGACGUCGAGACGUUCAUGGCCUCGGCGCGGACAGGGAUCGCCAAGAUCCUGGAGGACGAGGCCGGCCCAGCCACGGGGCAUCUGGAGGAGCGGCUUCACCGCGCGCUGGAUGGCGGCGCGAAGACGCCCCCCAGCGUCGAGGACGCGAGGACGUUGACGGUUGACUACGAUGAACACGGAAAACGAUACAAGGAGUGGAGAUCCGUAUGUGCCGAGAUCUCGUAUAGCCAUUUUGGCGACUGGGAUAAGCACCACGAGGGGCCCGCCACGACGUUGGCCUUGUUCAAGAACAUUCAGAGACAAGGCGGUGACCCUCGGUUGUGGUACGCCAGCUGGUGUCGCGAGGCCGGCGUCAGCCCGCAGGAGAGAAUGGGCAUCGAGAUGAAGCUCUUGACCGAUAUACUGUACCUCAGUGGAUGCUACGACCAGUUGAAUGGUCCCUCGCUCGCGUGCAUCGAGACCGUAGCUCGCCGUGUAUGUCAGAUCAUCGAGGCCUACUCGGCGGGCGUGCCUGGUCGUGCCAACUGGGAGGGCGUGAAGCAUUUCACCCAGGUGGCUUCAGCAUCAUAUGUGGCCCCUGCUGAGCUGCGUUCCCACGUGCACCGCCGGGCCAAGGAGGAGAUGGAGAUCGAGAGCAUGCGGGUGCGCACGCGGGGCCUGCAGCCGCCUGGAGGGCCAGAGGCGGUGCCGCCUGGCGCGCCCGUCAAUCCGAAGGGCACCCCGAAGGGCGGCGGUCGAGGCCGCGGCCAGCCUGUGCAGGGAGCUGGCCAGGAGGGCGGCGGGAAGGUGCCCCUGGCGCCACAGGGGAUUGAGGUCAUUUUGCCAGGCUCUGUUUCCAGUCUCUCUCCCGGACAGCUCACUGGCGCCCAGAUGUCUCUGGGGCUGGCGGAUGUGAAAGACGCGUUCCAUCGUUUCCGUAUUCCGAGUGGUCUGGUCAGUUACUUUGGGUUCGGAUCGGCUACGGCGGGGGAGCUGAGCGUCGUUGGACAGAACCUUGAUGGGGUCCUCUUGGGUGUUGACGACCAGGUCGAUAUCUGCUGGGCCUCUUUGCCGAUGGGCUUCUCUUGGUCUCUGUACUUCUGCCAGCAAGCGGGUGAACAACGUAUGAAAAGCGCCCCAGGGCUCACGACCUCGACCCUCCUCCAGGACCGCGGGGCGCCAGGGAUUUUUCGGUUCUCGGAGCGCUUCGACCCGUCUACUGGGACCUCUGCGGUGGAGGGUUCGGGGAUCUGCCACCAUAUCUAUGUGGUAAACCUGGGUGUGAUUAGCUGCGACCCUGUCAGCACUUCGUCGGCGUUGUCGGACGCCUCGGAUCGGUUCGAGAAAAUUGGCCUGAGGACCCACGAGCACGAGGUGACCUCAGGCAAGUCGAAGGCUCUGGGGACUCACUUGGAUCUGGAGGGCUUUCGUGUGUCCCUCUCGCCUGCCCGUUUCUGGAAGGUUCGACAAGGGGUGCUGUGCGCCUUGAGGUGCCGGAAACUUCCCGGACGCGCGUGGGAGGUGCUGCUUGGUCACCUCACGUUCUGCGCCCUAAUCAACAGGAGCAUGAUGAGCGUGUUGAGGGGCAUCUACGCAUUUAUUAACAAACAUUAUUGCGUGCCCACAGCGUUGUGGGAGACCGCCCGACAGGAGAUGACCGCCGCCGCGUCCUUGCCGUUCGUGAUGGAUGCCUCUUGGACUCUUCCCUGGGCCCCUAGCGUGGUGGCGACAGACGCGUCUGAGGAGGGGUUCGGGGCUACCGUCUCUUAUUGGGCUCCUGACAAGGUGGCUCAGGUGGGGGGGAUCAUGGAGAGGAGACGCUUCAAGAGGCUUCCUGGGGCUUCGGCGCGGGAAAGAUUUUCCGGCAGCUUGGAGGAUCUUGGAUCGGAUGGAGAGGGGCCCGAUGACGAUCAGCCCUACUUGGUGGACUCCAAUUUCCCCGAGGUCCCGCGCAAGCAGCUCUCCAAGGCCAAUUGGGACACCCUCUUAGCAGGUCCCUGGAAGUGCUUGGACGAGGGCAUCUAUACCCUCGAGUCGCGGCCUUCUGGGCUUCCAGGCCAGGCUGGCUGGUCAGCCCUCGGGGUCAGCGUCCGCCCCAGCUCUCCCGACAUCUUCGAGAGCGCUGGUGCCGGUGGUGCCGGUGGCGAGCCCUCCGUCGGCGAGCGCCCCGAGGCAGUUCCGGUGGGACCAGAUCGGCUUCAGGGACUCGGACUGCUGCCCUUGGAGGCCAACGCGGUGAAGGCCACCGCGGAGAACCAGUACCACGAGCUGGUGACUCUAUGGAGGCCCAACGCACGCGACCUCGGCGAGCCGCUCGGCGAGGCUGCCGAGGUGGACGCCUCAGUGGCGCGGCAGCUUCAAGACUUCUUCGACCAGGGCGAGAACGUCAGCAAGGGCGAGAAGCUCGUGGCUGGUCUGGAGCACUUCCUGCCAGAGUUCGGCCGACAUGGAGGGCUUCACCUCUCGCGGAGCUACCGCGCCCUCCGGGGCUGGAGGCGCCGGCGCCCACCUCGGUCGCGUCGCCCCCUCGCAUUUUGCAUCUGGGCGGCGAUCAUCUGGGAGUUCUGCCAGGACAACCUCUGGAACAUGGCGGUCUACACUCUGAUUAUGCUGGUGACGUACAUGCGGCCGUCGGAGCCGCUGAAGCUGCUACAGGGGGACCUGCUCGCCCCCGCCCACGGCCUCUCUGCCUCAUGGAUCUGCUUUGCUUUUCGCCAAGAGCGGGGUCAGUCUUCGAAGACCUACGCCACGGACGAGAGCAUCGAGCUCAGUUGCCAGUGGGCCCCUUUCCUUGCGACCGUGGCGGCUGCCCUCAAGCGUGGCCGCCCGAAGGAGAAGGUUUUCAGUAUCCGCUACAGCUCGCGCACGCGCCAGUUCAAGACAGUGUGUCGACGGCUCGGACUAACUGCGGUGCCAUAUCAGGCAAGGCGCUCAGGCGCCUCCAUCGACGCCGCAAGGAAGUACAGGACGAGAGCCGAGAUAAAGGCUCGCGGCCGAUGGAAGGCGGACAAGUCAGUGCUCAGGUACGACAGCAAGGCCAAGAUAGUCGAGAGUGUCGACAAGCUGCCCGACUCGUUGGCGCCUCACGUCAGAAUGUGCGAACUCCGACUCUGGGACCAUUUGUGCGGCCAGAUCGACCCCUCGGCCAUCGCACUGCCCGACGUCCUGAGCUCGGGCGAACGCGGCAUGGCGUUCGGGACCGCGCGGGCGUCGGGGACGAUGGGCCGACGAUGCGUUGUCGACGAGGGCGGGGGCCGGGCCGCUCCCCACUUGCUGACAGUGCACCAGUUCGGCGGCUCGGACGGGUCGGCGCCCUGCCGAGACUCGUGUUUGUCUGCCAGCCGCCGCGACCGCGGCUGGGCGGCCAGCCGCAUCGCGCGCGCGGGGGAGCGGCGGCUGCGGCGCGUGCGACGCGUUGGGGGGCAAAGUCUGGCUGACUGCUUCCAGAGCGCGUUCACGCAUACAGCCAAGGUCAACUACUUCACCAACCUCGCCAUCGUGGACUGCCUCACGGAGGGUUGCCCGGUGGAGGAGCUCAUCGAGCUGGAGGGCAGGCUCAGCGCGGACGAGGCAGCCAUCCACGAGCACCUGCGGGAGCUGCGCGACGUGCAGGAGAGAGCGCACUCCCCCGACGUCGCGGAAGCACUGGCGUGGUUUGGCACCGUCGCCAAAAACAGUCAACAGCUGCGUGACCAGUUCAAGACGAUCAAGGACGCGCAAGCUGAGCAUGUGAAGGCGAUCAAGGACUCAGAGUAUUCGAAGGAGUUCGCGGCGUCCCUCGUCGUUCAGAGUGACGAAGCCCCAGGCGACUAUUUGAACGAAGGAACCAUCGCCAUCUGGAGAAUGCUGUCCCGCUCGGGCAAGCAGGACAAGCAGCGCCCCGUGGCGGCGUGAGCCGCGGCUCGGGCGGCGCGCGGUUCGGAGACGCAAGCAACGACACGAGCAUGAUGUUUGGGGAUCCGCGCGGAGUUCUUCGGUCGCUGCAGGACCCGGGCGCCUCUGGCGCCGCUCCUGGUGCGCCAUGGGGAGGGUGCGGCGCCGUCCCAAGACAUCCGUGCGGGCUUCGAACGUCUAUAGUGGCUUCCCGCGCUUCAGUUUAAAGCCCAUGGCGUGCAUGAAUCAGGCUGACCGUAGACUUGUUUAUAAAGUUCGAGACGGACGACCUGCGCAUGGCGCGCAUCAGCCGCAGUCGAGCGGUGCCACGAGGGGAGCUCGGAGCGAGACAUUUAGCGCUGCCAGAGUACCCUCGCUGGGCCGCUUGACGGCGGUUGUUUUGCCUCUGGCCUUGGCGACCACGAUCCUGCAUGCAGUCGAUUAGUCGGUGCCAGCGCUUUUACGCUCGGCGUGUGUACAUUUGAAUUCGUCAUUUAGAACCGCGGGCGUGUCUAGCCUCCCGUAAGUAUGUCCCUCUUUGGAGCCACAACGCUCUGUUCCACACAAGCUUCGGAGGUCGAAGUGACCAUGAAGAGCAACCGCUGCGCUGUUUAGUCCGAGUGUUUAGCCGGAAUCUUGGAUUGCGUGGCUCUUCGGUGCAA